Molecule: messenger RNA, 12925 nt
Organism: Coregonus sp. 'balchen'
Lineage: Eukaryota; Metazoa; Chordata; Actinopteri; Salmoniformes; Salmonidae
Source: the annotation of a GenBank genome assembly
CGUAAACACCCGGAAGUUGCAGGUUAUUUCGCAAUGACGUUUUCAAUGAAAAUACAUGCUAGUUGAGGUUGACGUCUUCUAUUGAAUGAUUGGAAAAUAUAUUUGCUAGUGUUGAGCGUGCUGCAUGUAUGAUGAAGCAAGGACAUGCCGGUUUGAUUCGUCACGUACUCAUUUUGAGGUAAUAUGUGUUUACAUGGCAAUAGACUAGUCAUAUUAUUAGCUAGCUAACGUAGCUAAGCAAGCCUCUGUAUCACAGUUCAGCUACAUAACCUAGGCUUAACGACUGUAGACCCUUAAAUGAAUGUCAAAAUAUACCUUGCAGUCCUUUGAUACUAACUAGUUGAACUUACUUGGAAUUCUUCUUGAUUUGCAGUGGGACAUGUUUUCAAAGAGGACAUGGGUGGGCAAUGUUCGUCCUCAGCUAUGACGCAUCUGUGGAAUUGUAAGCACGCAGUUCUAAGGGGCAAUGAUUGGAAGCCAAUCAUCAAUAUCUGUCAUCAAUUGAAGCCAUAAUGUGGAUAACUUCCAAACAGUAAUAGCUAUGUUUAGUCAUUAUUGUGAAAACUUGUGGACAAUGUUUUAUCUAUAAUUUUAGACUUAUUUUAAAUUGAGUGUUAGAGAUAUUAUCAUAGCUAUGGCUGCAUUGAGUGCCAGAAGCUUCCUCUUAAACCUAAGGUACACCGUCCAUAGAGUUGGAAGUUCUGUAAGAGUCCGACUCAUACCUAGCACCAGAACAUGUCUUGUCAAAAGGGGCCAGAUUUUAACCCAGAUGCCAAAAGUCACCCUUCUGUGCUGGGGAGCAGUGAAUGCCACAUCCUGUGUGGCAAGAUGCCAACAGGCCUCCCUGGCACCCCAGACUACAGACAGGAAGUCUGUAGCCAAAGUCCAGGUGCACAAGCUGGUGUUCUUCCUGCGCCUCAGCCUGCGCGCCCUGGUGUUACUCCUGAAGUUCGGCCCACUCCUGUUGCUCUAUCCCCUGACUGUCAUCUCCUCUUACUGGGCCUCUCGCUGGCUGGAUGCCCUGCUGUGGGUCACUGAGACCUCUGGUCCUGCCUUUAUUAAGCUGGGCCAGUGGGCCAGCACUCGCAGGGACAUCCUCUCCCAGGACUUCUGCGAACGUUUCUCCAGGCUGCACGUGCGUGUGCGUCCCCACUGCUGGGCCCACACCAAGCAGUGUCUGCGCCGGGCAUUCGGGGAGGGCUGGAGGAGGCUGUUUGUGUUUGAGGGCAGGGAGCCCGUGGGGUCAGGAUGCGUGGCUCAGGUGUACAGGGGAUGGGCCAGGGUGGACAGCGUGGAGGACCCAGCCUUCCAGGCCCUGGUGGAGGAGAUGGAGAGAGAGGAUAUGCUGGAGGCCUGGGAGAUCCUGGGACUAAACGGGGUCCUGGGGACUCUUAGGGGGCUGUGGAAGGGGAAAGAGGAUGAGGAGGAUGAGGGACAUCAUGAAACCAGGGAGAGGAGCUACACAGAUGCCCCUAAUGUGGACGGUACAGAGAAAGAGCAUCUGAUUCCUGUAGCUAUUAAGGUGGGUAUCAGUCAAUAUGAGGGAAAACAUUUUUUGAGGGAGGACCCUCCAGAAUAAGCUGGUCUGUGGCUUAUUGACAACUACAGUGAGGGAAAAAAGUAUUUGAUCCCCUGCUGAUUUUGUACAUUUGCCCACUGACAAAGAAAUGAUCAGUCUAUAAUUUUAAUGGUAGGUUUAUUUGAACAGUGAGAGAUAGAAUAACAACAAAAAAAUCUAGAAAAACGCAUGUCAAAAAUGUUAUAAAUUGAUCAGCAUUUUAAUGAGGGAAAUAAGUAUUUGACCGCUCUGCAAAACAUGACUUAGUACUUGGUGGCAAAACCCUUGUUGGCAAUCACAGAGGUCAGACGUUUCUUGUAGUUGGCCACCAGGUUUGCACACAUCUCAGGAGGGAUUUUGUCCCACUCCUCUUUGCAGAUCUUCUCCAAGUCAUUAAGGUUUCGAGGCUGACGUUUGGCAACUCGAACCUUCAGCUCCCUCCACAGAUUUUCUAUGGGAUUAAGGUCUGGAGACUGGCUAGGCCACUCCAGGACCUUAAUGUGCUUCUUCUUGAGCCACUCCUUUGUUGCCUUGGCCGUGUGUUUUGGGUCAUUGUCAUUCUGGAAUACCCAUCCACGACCCAUUUUCAAUGCCCUGGCUGAGGGAAGGAGGUUCUCACCCAAGAUUUGACGGUACAUGGCCCCGUCCAUCGUCCCUUUGAUGCGGUGAAGUUGUCCUGUUCCCUAAGCAGAAAAACACCCCCAAAGCAUAAUGUUUCCACCUCCAUGUUUGACGGUGGAGAUGGUGUUCUUGGGGUCAUAGGCAGCAUUCCUCCUCCUCCAAACACGGCGAGUUGAGUUGAUGCCAAAGAGCUCGAUUUUGGUCUCAUCUGACCACAACACUUUCACCCAGUUCUCCUCUGAAUCAUUCAGAUGUUCAUUGGCAAACUUCAGACGGGCAUGUAUAUGUGCUUUCUUGAGCAGGGGGACCUUGCGGGCGCUGCAGGAUUUCAGUCCUUCACGGCGUAGUGCGUUACCAAUUGUUUUCUUGGUGACUAUGGUCCCAGCUGCCUUGAGAUCAUUGACAAUAUCCUCCUGUGUAGUUUUGGGCUGAUUCCUCACCGUUCUCAUGAUUAUUGCAACUCCACGAGGUGAGAUCUUGCAUGGAGCCCCAGGCCGAGGGAGAUUGACAGUUAUUUUGUGUUUCUUCCAUUUGCGAAUAAUCGCACCAACUGUUGUCCACUUCUCACCAAGCUGCUUGGCGAUGGUCUUGUAGCCCAUUCCAGCCUUGUGUAGGUCUACAAGCUUGUCCCUGACAUCCUAGGAGAGCUCUUUGGUCUUGGCCAUGGUGGAGGGUUUGGAAUCUGAUUGAUUGAUUGAUGGCUUCUGUUUCCCUCAUUAAAAUGCAAAUCAAUGUAUAACAUUUUUGACAUGCGUUUUUCUGGAUUUUUUUGUUGUUAUUCUGUCUCUCACUGUUCAAAUAAACCUACCAUUAAAAUUAUAGACUGAUCAUUUCUUUGUCAUUGGGCAAACGUACAAAAUCAGCAGGGGAUCAAAUACUUUUUUCCCCUCACUGUAUAUCCUAUUAGAGAGAUGAGGCAACCUCCAAAGUGUUCCAAACAGAGGACGUUAUUGCCAUAAUGCGAAUGGGAAUGUACAUAGAUAACUGACAGCACAAGUAGAGCAACAAGGCUAUUAACAAAGGAAGGACUGUAUGAAAAUGUAUACAGUGCAUUCAGAAGUAUGCAGACCCCUUGACUUUUUCCACAUUUUGUUAUGUUACAGCCUUAUUCUAAAAUGGAUUAAAUUGUUUUUUCCCCCUUAUCAAUCUACACACAGUACCCCAUAAUGACAAAGCAAAAACAGGUUUUUAGAAAUGUUUCCAAAUGUAUAUUUAAAAAAAACCCGGAAAAGACAUUUACAUAAAUAUUCAGACCCUUUACUCAGUACUUUGUUGAAGCACCUUUGGCAGAGAUUACAGCCUUGCGUCUUCUUGGGUAUGACGCUACAUGCUUGGCACACCUGUAUUUGGGGAGUUUCUCCCAUUGUUCUCUGCAGAUCCUCUCAAGCUCUGUCAGGUUGGAUGGGGAGUGUCGCUGCACAGCUAUUUUCAGAUCUCUCCAGAGAUUUUCGAUCGUGUUCAAGUCCGGGCUCUGGAUGGCCCACUCAAGGACAUUCAGAGACUUGUCCCGAAGCCACUCCUGCGUUGUCUUGGCUGUGUGCUUAGGGUAGUUGUCCUGUUGGAAGGUGAACCUUUGCUCCAGUCUGAGGUCCUGAGCGCUCUGGAGCAGGUUUUCAUCAAGGAUCUCUCUGUACUUCAUCCAUUCAUUUUUCCCUCGAUCCUGACUAGUCUCCCAGUCCCUGCCGCUGAAAAACAUCCGCACAGCAUGAUGCUGCCACCGCCAUGCUUCACCGUAGGGAUGGUGCCAGGUUUCCUCCAGACAUGACACUUGGCAUUCAGGCCAAAGAGUUCAAUCUUGGUUUCAUCAGACCAGAGAAUCUUGUUUCUCAUGGUCUGAGAGUCGUUUAGGUGCCUUUUGGCAAACACCAAGCGGGCUGUCAUGUGCUUCCGUCUGGCCACUCUACCAUAAAGGCCUGAUUGGUAGAGUGCUGCAGAGAGGGUUGUCCUUCUGAAAGGUUGUCCCAUCUCCACAGAGGAACGCUGGAGCUCCGUCGGAGUGACCAUUGGGUUCUUGGUCACCUCCCUGACCAUGGCACUUGGUCACCUCCCCCGAUUGCUCAGUUUGGCCAGGCGGCCAGCUCUAGGAAGAGUCUUGGUGGUUCCAAACUUUUUCCAUUUAAGAAUGAGGGAGGCCACUGUGUUCUUGGGGACCUUCAAUGCUGCAGAAAUGUUUUGGUACCCUUCCUCAGAUCUGUGCCUCGACACAAUCCUGUCUCUGAGCUCUACGGACAAUUCCUUCGACCUCAUGGCUUGGUUUUUGCUCUGACAUUCACUGUCAACUGUGGGACCUUUAUAUAGACAGGAGUGUGCAUUUCCAAAUGUCCAAUCAAUUGAAUUUACCAAAGGUGGACUCCAAUCAAGUUGUAGAAACAUCUCAAGGAUGAUCAAUGGAAACAGGAUGCACUGGAGCUCAAUUUCAAGUCUCAUAGCAAAGGGUCUGAAUACUUAAGUAAAUAUAUUUUAAUUAUUUUUAAUUAGCAAAACAUUAAAAAAAAAACAGUUUUCGCUUUGUCAUUAUGGGGUAUUGUGUGUAAAUGUAAUACAUUUUAGAAUAAGGCUGUAAUGUGACAAUGUGGAAAAAGUCAAGGGGUCUGAAUUCUUUCCAAAUGCACUGUAUGCUCCAUGCACAUAUUACAAUAGAGCUAUACACAAAGGCAGCAUACAAAAAUAGUGUUGAGGAGAGACUGACUGCAUCACUUCUUUAUUUUUAAAUAUAUUUUUACCCCCUUCUCCCCCAUUUCGUUAUAUCCAACUACAAUCUUGUCUCAUCGUUGCAACUCCCCAACGGGCCGGGCUCGGGAGAGGCGAAGGUCGAGUCAUGCGUCCUCCCGAAACAUGACCCGCCAAACCACGCUUCUUAACACCUGCCCUGUUAACCCGGAAGCCAGCUGCACCAAUGUGUCGGAGGAAACACUGUUCAACUGACGACCUUACAGCCCAACACCGUGCAGGACGUUUGGCAUUUGCCAGAGAACACCAAGAUUGGCAAAUUCGCCACUGGCGCCCUGUGCUCUUCACAGAUGAAAGCAGGUUCACACUGAGCACAUGUGACAGACGUGACAGAGUCUGGAGUCGCCGUGGAGAACGUUCUGCUGCCUGCAACAUCCUCCAGCAUGACCGGUUUGGCGGUGGGUCAGUCAUGGUGUGGCAUUUCUUUGGGGGGCCGCACAGCCCUCCAUGUGCUCGCCAGAGGUAGCCUGACUGCCAUUAGGUACCGAGAUGAGAUCCUCAGACCCCUUGUGAGACCAUAUGCUGGUGCGGUUGGCCCUGGGUUCCUCCUAAUGCAAGACAAUGCUAGACCUCAUGUGGCUGGAGUGUGUCAGCAGUUCCUGCAAGAGGAAGGCAUUGAUGCUAUGGACUGGCCCGCCCGUUCCCCAGAGCUGAAUCCAAUUGAGCACAUCUGGGACAUCAUGUCUCGCUCCAUCCACCAACGCCACGUUGCACCAGACUGUCCAGGAGUUGGCGGAUGCUUUAGUCCAGGUCUGGGAGGAGAUCCCUCAGGAGACCAUCCGCCACCUCAUCAGGAGCAUGCCCAGGCGUUGUAGGGAGGUCAUACAGGCACGUGGAGGCCACACACACUACUGAGCCUCAUUUUCACUUGUUUUAAGGUCAUUACAUCAAAGUUGGAUCAGCCUGUAGUGUGGUUUUCCACUUUAAUUUUGAGGGUGACUCCAAAUCCAGACCUCCAUGGGUUGAUACAUUUGAUUUCCAUUGAUAAUUUUUGUGUGAUUUUGUUGUCAGCACAUUCAACUAUGUAAAGAAAAAAGUAUUUAAUAAGAUUAUUUCAUUCAUUCAGAUCUAGGAUGUGUUAUUUUAGUGUUCCCUUUAUUUUUUUGAGCAGUGUAAUUUAAAGGGCCAAUUUGGAUGCAAUAAAUUAGCUUAAUUGGAGGCUGGCAUGCUAGUUGGCUAUGGCCUCAUAGGAUUCGGUGCCCUGGAUGGUUUUCACGGAAGAAUACUGUACCAAGUUAGCUAGCUGAAUAAACUAAGUUAGUCUAUUCCUAGAAAACAUUGAACUGCUGUAGUUUACAACAAUUAUAAUUUCUAAAGUGGAAGUUGGGAGAGUUAUAUUUGAGUGUUUCAUUGAAACGUAAGUGAGGGAGGCCCCGCUCUCUCGCUUUCCCAGAUGUUUAGUUCAUUUCAUUCCGAUCUGUAGCCAUUUUCUGUAGCCUGUCAACUAUGUGUCUGUCUAUCCCUGUUCUCUCCUCUCCGCACAGGCUAUACAAACGCCUCACACAGUGUGGCUGCUGCCACUCUAACCUGGUGGUCCCUGCACGCACGACCCACGUGGAGUUCCAGGUCUCCGGCAGCCUCUGGAACUGCCGUUCUGCGGCCAACAAGGCAGAGUUCAUCUCAGCCUAUGCUACCCUCCAGUCCCUCGACUUCUUGGCGCUGACGGAAACAUGGAUUACCACAGAAACACUGCUACUCCUACUGCUCUCUCCUCGUCUGACCAUGUGUUCUCGCAUACCCCGAGAGCAUCUGGUCAGCGGGGUGGUAGCACAGGAAUCCUCAUCUCUCCCAAGUGGACAUUCUCUCUUUCUCCCCUGACCCAUCUGUCUACCUCCUCAUUUGAAUUCCAUGCUGUCACAGUCACUAGCCCUUUCAAGCUUAACAUCCUUAUCAUUUAUCGCCCUCCAGGUUCCCUUGGAGAGUUCAUCAAUGAGCUUGAUGCCUUGAUAAGUUCCUUUGCUGAGGAUGGCUCACCCCUCACAGUUCUGGGUGACUUUAACCGGCAGACAUAUCAGUGUGGAUGACGGAUCACCACCUCAAGCUGAACCUCGGCAAGACGGAGCUGCUCUUCCUCCCGGGGAAGGACUGCCCGUUCCAUGAUCUCGCCAUCACGGUCCUCCUCCCAGAGUGCAAAGAGCCUUGGCGUGACCCUGGACAACACCCUGUCGUUCUCCGCAAACAUCAAGGCGGUGACCCGAUCCUGUAGGUUCAUGCUCUACAACAUUCGAAAAGAACGACCCUGCCUUACACAGGAAGAGGCACAGGUCCUAAUCCAGGCACUUGUCAUCUCCCGUCUGGAUUACUGCAACUCGCUGUUGGCUGGGCUCCCUGCUUGUGCCAUUAAACCCCUACAACUCAUCCAGAACGCCGCAGCCCAUCUGGUGUUCAACCUUCCCAAGUUCUCUCACGUCACCCCGCUCCUCCGCACACUCCACUGGCUUCCAGUUGAAGCUUGCAUCUGCUACAAGACCAUGGUGCUUGCCUACGGAGCUGUGAGGGGAACGGCACCUCCGUACCUUCAGGCUCUGAUCAGUCCCUACACUCAAACAAGGGCAUUGCGUUCAUCCACCUCUGGCCUGCUGGCCCCCCUACCUCUGCGGAAGCACAGUACCCGCUCAGCCCAGUCAAAACUGUUGGCUGCUCUGGCACCCCAAUGUUGGAACAAGCUCCCUCACGACACCAGGACAGCGGAGUCACUCACCAUCUUCCGGAGACACUUGAAACCCCACCUCUUUAAGGAAUACCUGGGAUAGGAUAAAGUAAUGCUUCUACCCCCCCUUACUCCGCCCCAAAGAGAGAAAAAUAAUAUAUAUAUAUAUAUAAUUUUAAAGUAGUUGUCCCACUGGCUAUCAUAAGGUGAAUGCACCAAUUUGUAAGUCGCUCUGGAUAAGAGCGUCUGCUAAAUGACAAAUGUAAAUGUUAUUUCUCAGAGAUCAAAUUACAUAAAGAAAACAAUUUCAGCACAAUCUGAGAUGGGGGGUGUCAUGGCAUGCUGAAUUGACAUGGAAUGACUCUAGGGCCAGAGGUGUGAAGGGCCAGUUUACUACCCAUAGCCUAGGCUCUAGAGGGGGAGGGGAGCCUACUGCAAGAGUUAGAGUUUGUGUCCCUGAGAGAGGGCUGUGAGAAUGAGAUGGUGUGCUAAGAGUCACCGGCAGGGAAUUCGUAAAAUGUUUUGAGGUGCCAAGAACUGCAUAUCUGUACUCAAAUUGACUUAUUACAGUGGGGGAAAAAAGUAUUUAGUCAGCCACCAAUUGUGCAAGUUCUCCCACUUAAAAAGAUGAGAGAGGCCUGUAAUUUUCAUCAUAGGUACACGUCAACUAUGACAGACAAAAUUAGAAGAAAAAAAAUCAAGAAAAUCCCAUUGUAGGAUUUUUAAUGAAUUUAUUUGCAAAUAUGGUGGAAAAUAAGUAUUUGGUCAAUAACAAAAGUUUCUCAAUACUUUGUUAUAUACCCUUUGUUGGCAAUGACACAGGUCAAACGUUUUCUGUAAGUCUUCACAAGGUUUUCACACACUGUUGCUGGUAUUUUGGCCCAUUCCUCCAUGCAGAUCUCCUCUAGAGCAGUGAUGUUUUGGGGCUGUCACUGGGCAACACAGACUUUCAACUCCCUCCAAAGAUUUUCUAUGGGGUUGAGAUCUGGAGACUGGCUAGGCCACUCCAGGACCAUGAAAUGCUUCUUACGAAGCCACUCCUUCAUUGCCCGGGCGGUGUGUUUGGGAUCAUUGUCAUGCUGAAAGACCCAGCCACGUUUCAUCUUCAAUGCCCUUGCUGAUGGAAGGAGGUUUUCACUCAAAAUCUCACGAUACAUGGCCCCAUUCAUUCUUUCCUUUCGUCCUGGUCCCUUUGCAGAAAAACAGCCCCAAAGCAUGAUGUUUCCAACCCCAUGCUUCACAGUAGGUAUGGUGUUCUUUGGAUGCAAACACGACGAGUUGAGUUUUUACCAAAAAGUUAUAUUUUGGUUUCAUCUGACCAUAUGACAUUCUCCCAAUCCUCUUCUGGAUCAUCCAAAUGCACUCUAGCAAACUUCAGACGGGCCUGGACAUGUACUGGCUAAAGCAGGGGGACACGUCUGGCACUGCAGGAUUUGAGUCCCUGGCGACGUAGUGUGUUACUGAUGGUAGGCUUUGUUACUUUGGUCCCAGCUCUCUGCAGGUCAUUCACUAGGUCCCCCCGUGUGGUUCUGGGAUUUUUGCUCACCGUUCUUGUGAUCAUUUUGACCCCACGGGGUGAGAUCUUGCGUGGAGCCCCAGAUCGAGGGAGAUUAUCAGUGGUCUUGUAUGUCUUCCAUUUCCUAAUAAUUGCUCCCACAGUUGAUUUCUUCAAACCAAGCUGCUUAGCUAUUGCAGAUUCAGUCUUCCCAGCCUGGUGCAGGUCUACAAUUUUGUUUCUGGUUCCUUUGACAGCUCUUUGGUCUUGGCCAUAGUGGAGUUUGGAGUGUGACUGUUUGAGGUUGUGGACAGGUGUCUUUUAUACUGAUAACAAGUUCAAACAGGUGCCAUUAAUACAGGUAACGAGUGGAGGACAGAGGAGCCUCUUAAAGAAGAAGUUACAGGUCUGUGAGAGCCAGAAAUCUUGCUUGUUUGUAGGUGACCAAAUAUUUAUUUUCCACCAUAAUUUGCAAAUAAAUUCAUAAAAAAUCCUACAAUGUGAUUUUCUGGAUUUUAUUUUCUCAAUUUGUCUGUCAUAGUUGACGUGUACCUAUGAUGAAAAUGACAGGCCUCUCUCAUCUUUUUAAGUGGGAGAACUUGCACAAUUGGUGGCUGACUAAAUACGUUUUUCCCCCACUGUAUAUAUGGGACAUGAUUUUGUUAGGAAACAUGUAAUAAAUGCCCUCCUCUUCUCUCUUUCCAGGUGCUUCAUCCAGGGAUCAGGAGACGGGUAGAGAUUGACCUGCUACUGAUGAGGGCAGGCAGCUGGCUCAUCAACUGUCUGCCUGGAUUCAAAUGGCUCAGCCUGCCUGAGAUAGUGGAGGAGUUUGAGAAGCUAAUGACCAAACAGGUAGCCAACUCCAGUACACACUGUAUUCAGUGCCAAUUGAAUAGCUGUAGGUUUUAACAAUUUCAAGUGCAGUUUUUAGUUCUAAUGGAUUGAAUCUGCUGUUUUAUUGCAGAUUGACCUGCGGUUUGAAGCCAAUAACAUCGAAAGGUUCCGGGAGAAUUUCAAGGAUGUUGAUUUUGUCAAGUUCCCAACUCCUCUUCGACCAUUUGUCACCAGGUCCAUUUUAGUGGAAACCUUUGAGGUAAGUUGAGACGGCACCUUCACCACGAUGCCAAAUACGAAUAGAGGAAAGUAAUGACAUAACACCAGUAAAAAAAUCAAUGGUAGAGGUUGAAUAAUAGUGAUGUGCAGUUCGAACGAUUCGUUCUUGUUGAACAGCUCUUUACUGAGUCGAGAGUCAUGAUUCGUUUUUAUGAGUGACUUGUUCAUUUUAGUCGUUUGUUUGGCCUGCUGGCCACAAUGAGUCCUGCAGCAGGACUAAUACACGCUCCUCUGGCUCAGCGGCUCCACACCAUGUGCUUUGACCAACAACUGUCUAUCAUAUGUGCGCUUAGGAAAAUGUAUCAUGCUGCAGGCAUCAUAGAGAAUGAAGACAUACCUACAAUUGAUUGUUGAUCACAUGGUGCUAGAAUGAAUGUAAUUAAUUGAUUAUGGAAUGUUAUGAUGGACACCGCUUUGUAGAACCAAAACAUACACAGUCUCUGCUCAACAAACUUGAACUCGAGAACGAAUCAUUUGGGGGGCUGUUGCAGUUUGCCAAAUGAUAUUGUGCUUAUCACCCUCACGGCAGUCAAGCAAUUGCAUUCCGCCAAGAGUCAUUCACAAUCUAGUGAAGUUGCGGCCGCAACUAUACCUCGUUUCAAAGGAAUCAAUAAAUAAUCUUAUUUGUAUGCCUAGCAAGCACAAAUGUAAAUUGUUUAAAGCACACUUUUACAAGUCUCAGUCACAAAUUAAUUAAAUGACAGCUCCAAUAAGCCCCCUAUGGUGAACGAGUUUUCAAGUUUUCUUUGGAGUUUUCAGUUCAUCGUUUGCCGUAGGGGGUCCUGCAUGCUUUGGGCAUUACUGAAUGAAAUGAACGAAAUUAGUCGAAAGAGACAACUCCCCAUCGCUAUUGAAUAAGUGACCUGUUAACUGUUUCAGGAGAGUGAGCCCAUCUCCAACUACCUGAGCCCUGAGGUCCCUCUAAAGGUGAAACAGAGAAUUGCCAGGAUGGGAGUGGACAUUCUUCUCAAGAUGGUGAGAGGGCCUAAGCAUGUUCCUCUUUGUGACCUCUGCAACUGGAAAUACAUAUUUGAAACCCUUCAUAUACCUACUUCUUUCUUAACAUUGAAUGACGAUGACCAGCUCCUUAUCCUCCUAUGUGUAUUUGUGUGCCUUUGUCUAGGUGUUUGUGGAUAACUUUGUGCAUGGGGACCUGCACCCGGGUAACAUCCUGGUCCAACGUAGCAGGGGUGGAGGGGACAACGACCCCCAGGGAAGGGCCACCCUGACGGACCUGUGCGACACGGUGGUGGUAAGCAUGAGGCCGGCCCCGGCCCCUUUGCAGCUGGUGCUGCUGGACGCUGGCAUCGUGUCACAGCUCAGCGACAGAGACCUUAGGAACUUCAGAGCCGUGUUCACCGCCGUGGUGCUACGACAGGUGAGAGACGCACGCACACACCACACACAAACAUUAAUUUAGAACUUCUCCUAGAAGCUCCAGAGGAGGCCAAAGAGGGGUUUAUGAGGCUUCUCACUUGCCUGAGUAUUGCGAUGGAGGAUGGGGUAUCCAAUGAUGUCAUGAGCUUCUAACACCCAUAGCUGUUGUGUUUAGGGGGAACAGGUGGCCGAGCUGAUCCUGAACCAUGCCAGGGCCAACGAGUGCCAGGACGUGCCUCGGUUCAAGAAGGAGAUGGCAGAGCUGGUGGACCAUGCCCUCAGCAACACUCUCUCACUAGGCAAGGUCCAAGUGGCUGAUUUGCUAUCCAGAGUCUUCGGAUUGCUCAUCACCCACAAGGUAAAUAAAACCAGUCCUGGAGUGAGAAAGUCUAGUUUCAAAACCACCAACCUUUUCUGUAAUAUCAAUAGUUAUGGCUAGAUAUUUCUCACAUUGUGAGUUUGUUACCAAGACUGCUGUUGACUUGUGGUUUGUUUGCCCCUCAAUCAGGUGAAGUUGGAGAGUAACUUUGCAUCCAUUGUGUUUGCCAUCAUGGUGCUGGAGGGGCUGGGGAGGUCUCUGGACCCCAACUUGGACAUACUGGAGCUGGCCAAGCCUUUGCUGCUCAAGAACGCUGCCUCCCUCCUCUGACCCUGACUCCCCUCACACCACCUGCAUAUCACUACAUCUGAGCAACACAGACAUGGGCAGUGUUUGACAGCAUCACCGACUGAGAACACUGACUUAUCUACAAAUCAUAAUUAUUUAGGAUGCAAGGUGAUUUGUUGAUCAGUCAGCAGAAUUGAUGAUCUCAAACACAGCCAUGGAUACCUCAUUUAGGGCCCAGAGUAUUUCCUGGUCACGUGGUCUGUAAAAAAUCCUGGCCCUCCGCCUGUUACAUUAGUGACUGACUGAAUAUACCUUGUAGAGUGUACCUUUACCUGUGAAAUGUGAAUCAUUGCUUGGUUAAGGUGUCCAAACAUCUCAAUAACUAUCCUGUUAUACUCCUAUGUAAGUGGUAUGCCUUGCACACGAUCUCCUUACCUUACAUGCUGGUCAGAUGAACUGCAAGUCAUCAUUUAUACGUGAAUACCCAUGUGAUUUCCUUGUGUUUUAAUAAAAAAUGACAACGUUGUGCUUACACUUUGUAAGCACUGCAGACUAUUUUCCAUUUAAUAAAAUGGUGAGUUUUAACAUCUGAAUUAGUGACAAUCCUUAGUAUAUCGUUUUAUACUAUUCUAGCAAUCUCAGGGUAUUGUUAGGAUAGUGUUUUAGCAUGCAACUAGAAUAAUGCAAUGUAAUGUGUUUUAGAAUCAUGUCUGAUGGCUAGGCAAAAUGUUCCUUUUCGUGUGUAUUAUAAUGUCAUUUAGCAGACGCUCUUAU